Mytilus trossulus (common blue mussel) is the source of this 2377-nucleotide messenger RNA. Its product is annotated as stimulated by retinoic acid gene 6 protein-like. The record is from RefSeq and is a predicted model, not a curated record. Gene Ontology annotation, biological process: vitamin A import into cell. Gene Ontology annotation, cellular component: plasma membrane. Lineage: Eukaryota; Metazoa; Mollusca; Bivalvia; Mytilida; Mytilidae. Gene Ontology annotation, molecular function: signaling receptor activity; retinol transmembrane transporter activity. The coding region runs from base 267 to 1874 and encodes 535 amino acids. The transcript has 16 exons.
UCACCAGGUCUUCCAAUUAUCUAGAUGAAGUCCCUUCCGAUGAUGUAGUAACAUUCUUAGAGUCCGGAGCAGUAGCCAUAGCUAUUUUACUGUCAAUUUUUUUGUUUUGCUUUGAAAAAAACAAACUGGGUGGAAGACCAGGUAUAGUAAUACCAAUAAACUUUUUGCAAGAUGAUAAUCUAGCCAUUGUGUAUGCAGCGGCGUUCGGAUCUACUUCAGACGAACUUGUGACUUUGAUAUUUAAUACUGAAACAAUUAUAAAUUCAAUGAAAAUUCCAACAUUAGUUGUCCCUUGGGUUAGAGUGUUUAUUUUGCUGAUUAUGGCACUGUUUGUUUCUCUGAAAUUUUAUCCUGUUUUUGCUGUAAUACGAGUUAAAAGAACUAUCAUUGAACCAUUGAUUGGCUUUUUCUACACUGCAUUCAUAUUUUCAAUCUUAAUGUAUCGGCUGGUCAAAUGUUCGUAUAUUAGAAGAAUAGAUGCUUUCUUUAUAGUUUAUAUACCCACAUCAUUAUGUUAUGUGACAUUGAUUGGAUAUUUUCUGUACAAGUCAGUUCGUCAAACGUAUAAGUUUAUUAGACGUCUUAAUCAGGAUACAGAUUAUGAGAGCUCAAAAUUAUGCGCAAGCCAGCUGCAAUAUAAUUAUGUGAAGUGGCUAUUGAAGAAACCAGAAUGUGACAUUAAAGAUAAAGUCACAGGGUUGAAGAGGUCAAUCAAAGCUUACAGUAAAGAUAUAAAGAACAAAAUUGGCCUGUAUGGUCCACUACAUGCAUCACCUAGAGUACUUGGAACCUUUGUAGCAGCAGGAAUUGUGUUAUUUCAGGUUGGCAUGGGACUGCUCACUUUUUAUAUUCACGAUAACCCUGGACUUCAGUUAACGACAUACAUCCAAACUCAGUACCUCAAUACGUCUAAAGAGGCAUCAGUACCUGAAUUGAAAUUAUGGGCUACUGUUGCAGAAGUUGGUUUUUACGUUUCAUUAUCUGUGUCUAGCAUAUUCAUGGUCGGUUAUGUCAUUGCAAUCUUCAUCAGUUAUCGUAAAGAUCUAGAAAAGAUGCAAAGAGGAGACUACACAUUCUUGCCAUUGAAACUCAGAAAAAGCUUAAAUGACAAUCUUGUUACAUCAAGUUUACGAUAUUCUGGUGCACAGAUUGUAUAUUUGAUAUGGUGCUACCUAUUGAUAAUAGGGAUGUUAUGGAUAGCUUGCUUUAUGAUAUCUUACAUUAUAAUUUUGCCUCUUGCUGGAAAAGUUUCAUUUUCAUUUUUUGAGCCAGUUCUUGUUGCUGUACCGUUGAUGAUGAUAAACUUCGGCUUCCAUAAACUGCAACUUUUUUUAACAAGAAAAUUCUUCCUGCAAGAUAUGCCUGUUAUUAUGCCUAGAGGAAUUAAAACUCAGAAAACUCUUGCUUUGGAAAAUUUAAAAAUGUUCAACAUAUUGUCAUUCUUCAUGUUCUUCUUUCACGUCAUCAUUGAAUUUGUCAGUUGUUUGACGAGGAUUACGGCUGGUCUAUGGAUCGGUUUGAUAUCACUAGCCAGAAUAGAUAAAUAUAUGCUUCCAAGGGGUUAUGAGAAGCAGGACACAGGCUAUUCGGCGUAUAUUGGUAUGUUAAUGGUAGAGGUUCAUCACAGAAAUCCAGUAGCGUCAGUAUUUUGUAACGAAUUAUUAGUUAGCAACAGAGAAAAGAGUCGUGCUAACGUUUUUCUAGCACCUGUAAAUGAUCAACAAGGGAAUUUCGAAACAAUCAGUCAAAUAAAUAGACAUAUUUGCCGUAAAUGGGCUAAGCUAGUCACACUUAUCAACAAUCCAUCGGCCAGACGUAAUUUUGUUGAAGAGAAAUGUGAAUGUUCAACCGAACAAGUUGAAAUCGUCAUAUAGUUGGAAGACCUUGUUGAUCUAGAGGAAUAUUAUCUUAAAAUGGCUAUUGUUUAAAGAACUCACAACGAUGUUAAUAAUUUUGUUAGAGGCUAAGAGAGAUGUGGUUAUAAUAUAGUAUGUCUUAUAUCAUCCAGGAAUAUGUAUGUUUUAAUAGAGAGAAAAAAAGAUUGGCAUUAACUAAGGCAAUUUGUUCAGCAGAAAUAUGUAUCAAGACGAUUUAAUAACAUCUAAAUAGUUUAUUACCAUCUUACAUUAUUAUGUUUUAUUAUUGAAUGUGUGUAUAUAUUUAUAGUAGAUCGUUGUAUCGGUUUGGCCGCUAUCUGCGAACUUUCUUUGUAAUUAUUUUAUUUUCAAUACAAGAUGAAACAUGUGAAAUUACAUAAUACAGAAUUGAUACAAAGUUAAAAAGUUAAUUAACACUUGUAAGAUCGAUCAAAUCCUAAACGUAUAAUAAGAUAUACAUAUUACAAUUGAUUUUGUUAAUAAAAUGCUGCUUCUAACAA